AUGGCGCGCCAGUUCAUCUUACUGUAUUUUACUUUUAGUCUAAACAAUGUUGGCAUUUUCGGACAAGGCGGUGAUAACCCAAUUGGUAGAACACAAAGAGCUGAUGGAUGGGCUGACACACAGAAAGAGUUGGAAACUAUCGCUUUGUUUGACGAUAUUCUCGUAAACUACGAUAAAAGAAUACGGCCAGGAUAUGGCUCUAACAGUCCUGUCAGAAAUACAGUGCAAAUAUAUCUUGCCAGCUUUGAUUCAUUAGAAGAGACAAAAAUGACCUACAGCAUUACGAUAUACUUGCGUCAGCAAUGGAACGAUCCACGCCUCGCGUAUGAUGACUCAAGAGAACUGCCAUCUAAUAACUACUUAGUGGAUAAAAUAUGGGUACCAGAUUUGAUGUUUGGUCACGAGAGAAAAGCAGUUUAUCACGAACUGACAGUGCAAAAUAGGUUUGUCAACAUCGACUCUAAUGGUACUGUCCAAUACAAUGCACGAAUUAGUUUGUCUUUGCACUGUGAGAUGGACUUCCAUCGCUUUCCAAUGGAUAAACAACAAUGUGGAUUGGAAGUCGAGAGCUUUCGAUAUACAACAAAAGAUUUAAUGUUUAAUUGGAUAGAAACGGAACCCGCCGAAUUUAAAAACGAAAAUUUGAAGCUGCCCCAAUUUGAGCUUGAAGGACUCCGAAUAACCGAGUGCACGAGAGUUCUGAUCUCAGGAAACUACACAUGUAUUGGACUUGAGUUCCUGAUGAAUAGAGAGCUCGGUUACUACCUACUACAGACGUACAUUCCAAGUAUUUUGUUGACAGUUAUAUCAUGGGUGUCUUUUUGGAUAGAUAUCAAAUCGUCACCUUCAAGAGUAGCCCUGGGCAUAACAAGCGUACUCACGAUGAUAACUGCCCUGAACGGAGUCCGCGGUGAUUUGCCACACGUCUCCUACAUCAAGGCAAUCGAUGUAUGGUUUUGUAUGUGCCUUGUGUUCGUUGUAACAGCUCUCGUGGAGUAUGCGAUUGUACAUUAUUUGUCUUCUAACAAGCUUCAUUUCUGGUUCUCAGAGAAGAAAGCUUCUAGGGUUAGUAAGGAAAAGAAGCAAUCGGGUGACAGUUGUCUCACACUAACCAUCAUUGAUAAGCCAAUGAAACCCAUAAAUGGUUGUUCAGACAUUGAUAACCAAGACGAAAACAAAGUAUGGGUACGAGGUAACUGCAGUAAACCACAACCAGAAACAUAUGAUAUUGGAAAAAAGAUUGAUAGAGUUUGUCGAAUUGCUUUCCCACUUUCUUUUCUUAUUUUCAACAUAUGCUACUGGUCCUAUUACAAGAUAUUCGAAUUCGACCAAGCACAUCUUACAUUCGAAGAAUAAGGAAGCAUGAGCUAAUAUAAAUCAGAAGGAGAUAUUGUAAUUGUAUAUACUAUAUAAGAGAAACAUACAAACAUAAUUACAUUAUAUAUAUAUUCAUAACAGUCUAUAUGAUGCGAUGUAUGUUGUUAUGUGAGUAAAAUAAGAGUAACCUCUAGAAUAUAUGAACUCAGGGAUAUGUUAACUGAUAGAAGAAUGACUGAUUUAAAGUUAUAUUACGCGGAAAUAGUCUUUUAGCAAGUUAGUUGUGUGUAGUUAGAAACAGACAUAUUUAUAGUACGAAUGGAGUUGGAAAAAUGUUGUUAUAGGGACGAUUGAAAUCAAAAU
Saccoglossus kowalevskii is the source of this 1680-nucleotide messenger RNA. Its product is annotated as glycine receptor subunit alpha-2. Gene Ontology annotation, biological process: monoatomic ion transmembrane transport. The record is from RefSeq and is a predicted model, not a curated record. Lineage: Eukaryota; Metazoa; Hemichordata; Enteropneusta; Harrimaniidae. Gene Ontology annotation, molecular function: transmembrane signaling receptor activity; extracellular ligand-gated monoatomic ion channel activity. Gene Ontology annotation, cellular component: membrane.